Betta splendens (Siamese fighting fish) is the source of this 3577-nucleotide messenger RNA. It is a transcript of the gene dner, whose product is annotated as delta/notch-like EGF repeat containing. The record is from RefSeq and is a predicted model, not a curated record. Gene Ontology annotation, biological process: establishment or maintenance of epithelial cell apical/basal polarity; heterophilic cell-cell adhesion. NCBI's taxonomy places the organism in Eukaryota, Metazoa, Chordata, Actinopteri, Anabantiformes, Osphronemidae. Gene Ontology annotation, molecular function: calcium ion binding. Gene Ontology annotation, cellular component: protein-containing complex; plasma membrane. The transcript has 13 exons. Bases 199 to 2481 code for a protein of 760 amino acids.
CACCAGUCUCCUCACAGUCCUUCCUCCUGCGCACAGCUGAGGCUCUCCAUCCCCUCUCCUCCCUCUCUCUCACUUUCACUCUCUCGCUUGCUCUCGCACGCUCAGUCACUCACACACCUCCUCCGUUGCUGCUGAGCCCAGCCGACAGCUCAGAGCUCAGAGGACACGCUCACACAGAACAAACCGAGGAUCAGCAGAAUGAGGAUCGGCGUGUUCGGCGUGCCGGCGGCUCCCCGCUGCCGUCCCACGCAGAGCGUACGGAUCUUCUCCUCCCCCCCGCUCCUGCUCCUCCUGGCGCUGCUGAGCACCGGCGCCGUCGCUUCCCCGUUCCAGCUGGCCCCCGACACCCCGGCCCCGGCGGAGCCCACCCCGACCCGGGCCACACCUCGGCCGGACCCCUGCGAAGGGCGCCCCUGCCUCAACGGGGGCUCCUGCUCCGGGCUGGAGGGGCCGGAGGACUCCUGGGAGUACACCUGUACGUGCAGCCAGGGCUUCACGGGACGCAACUGUGAGUUUUUCACAGACCCGUGCGCCAGCAGCCCCUGUCUCCAUGGCAACUGCAGCCGGACCGACGGCGGGGAGGAGGCGGAGCCGGCCUACACCUGCGAGUGCACCGAGGGCUACGAGGGCGAGCGCUGCGACCAGAUCCUGCUGGACCUGCCGGCCGCCGACUGGGACCCGUCCGCCCCCGAGCCGGCCACGCCUGUCACCUCCGCCACCGCCGCCGCCACUCAGCCGACCGCCGCCACCGCCGCCACAACGCCGGCCCCUCCCUCCCUGCAGCCAUGGCAACCCAAAUCUGGCCAGAGGAUGCUCGUGGUGCCGUGGGAGGCGGACAGGGUGACGGAGGGUCUGCACUGUGUGAGCCCUGAGCUGUGUGAGCUGACGUCAGGAACUCUGACCAUGUCGCUGGAGGUGCCUGAAGAGACAGCUGUAAAGGUGGUGGUAAAUGCCAGUGGAGCUCCAGGCCUGUGGCGAGUGAACGAGGAGGGCUUCCUCCGAUCCUCCAUUUUAAACGGCACCAUGAUGUGGUUCCUGCAGGCCCCCGACGGGCUGGUAGUGCCCGACCAGUCGCUGCCCCUGGGACAGAACUACUUCCUCAGCAUGCUGCGGGUGGGCGCCCCCACUGCCCCGGAGGUCACACUGCGCCUCAACCUGACGGUGAAGGCCAGCAGCUGCGUGGAGCCCGGCAGCAGCUUCAGCGACCCCCAGUGCUCCGGCAAGGGCAAGUGCAUCACGCAGCCCUCCGAGAGCACCUUCUUCUGCGAGUGCGAGGACGGCUACGCCGGCAUCUUCUGCGAGGAGUUCGACGCCUGCCACCGCCGGCCGUGUCGCAACAACGGCACCUGCUCCGACGUGAGGCAGGGGGACGAGGGCCGCAACUUCACCUGCAGCUGCCCGCCAGGGUACGAGGGCGAGCGCUGCCAGCUGCUGGUGGACCACUGCCUCUCUCAGCCCUGCAGGAACGGAGCUACCUGCUUCAGCAGCCUGGCCGGGCCCCGGUGCUACUGCCCAGAAGGCUUCCAGGGCGCCACCUGCGAGCAGAAGGUGGACCCGUGCGCCUCCAGCCCCUGCCACAACAACGGCACCUGCUACGCCCAGGGCCCGGGGCCCCUGGGCUUCGGCUGCAGCUGCACGGCGGGCUUCACGGGGCCCGCGUGCGCCCAGCUGGUGGACUUCUGCGCCCUCAACCCCUGCGCCCACGGCGUGUGCCGCAGCGUGGGCAACAGCUACAGGUGCCUGUGCGUGCCAGGCUACCACGGCCUGUACUGUGAGGAGGAGUACAACGAGUGUCUGUCUGCACCCUGCCAGAACUACGCCACGUGCAGGGACCUCAUCAACGCCUACGAGUGCGCGUGCACGCCUCAGUUCGAGGGAAGACACUGCGAAAUCUACAGGGACCCGUGUUUGAAGGUGCGCUGUCAGAACGGCGGCCGCUGCGAGAGCGCGGGACUCAACGCCUCGUGCGCCUGCGCGCCCGGAUACGCGGGGGAGCGGUGCGACGUCGACGUCGACGAGUGUGAGAGCAACCCGUGCCACCACGGCGGCAGCUGCGUGGACCAGUCCAACGGCUUCGCGUGCCACUGCCCCCCCGGCUGGGUGGGCCCCAGCUGCGAGAUCCACCUGCAGUGGAAGCCGGCGCACCCCGACGACGCCCUCACCAACAUGCCGCGCCACUCGCUCUACAUCAUCAUCGGCGCGCUGUGCGUGGCCUUCGUCCUCAUGCUCAUCAUCCUCAUCGUGGGCAUCUGCCGGAUCAGCCGCAUCGAGUACCAGGGCUCGUCGCGCCACGCGUACCAGGAGUUCUACAACUGCCGCAGCAUCGACAGCGAGUUCAGCAACGCCAUCGCCUCCAUCCGCCACGCCAGAUUUGGAAAGAAGUCCAGACCCGCCAUGUACGACGCCACUCCCAUCGCCUACGAAGACUACAGUCCUGACGACAAGCCUUUGGUCACGCUCAUCAAGACUAAGGAUCUGUAAAAAGCCCACCAUGGCAACACACACACACACACACACACACACACACACACACACACACACACACACACACACUUACACAGUAAUAUAAAGUAUUUCUUAACAAAAAUAAAAUAAUGAAACAAAAUUGAAUGUAAAAAAAAAAGUACAACCCAUGCUGAGCAGAUCUGGAGUUUGAUACAUCUAUUUUCCUGUCGAAGUCCACAGUAAGGCUAUAUUGUAGCAUAAGAUCACACUUUGCAUUACUGUACGUAGGUCAUCGGUAACGUGUGACACUAAGUCACCGGGUUUCUAGGCGUAGGCCCAGCAAGUACAGGUGUGGUAGAAGUAGAGACUCCUCAUGGUGCAGACCCUACACCUUUUUCUAUAUCUAAGAGACUCUGCAGUUAGGUUGCCUUACUCCGUGCAUGGUUAGAUUCGGUCUUCUCUGCGUUAUUUUAUAAUCACAUCUACUUGGUUGUUGGUUUCCUUUUUCAUCGCAGUCGUCAAACUUGUGCCAGAUAUUUACGUUGAGUAACUUAUGGUUGGUAGAUAAAGACAUACUGUAUAAAAUACUAGUCACUGAAGUUUACAUUUUAAUGCAUAUUGUCCUGUUCCUUACAUCCUUUCUCAGUGGUGUAUGAGUAGUAAAGACAGUGGGUUUCCUGGAGUACUGUGACCCUCCCAUCCUGCUGUGUGUAUUUCAGUGAUAUUUAGAAUUCUAGAUCGGUAUAUUUCUCAAUGCACAGGAAAAAAAAAUCAUUGAUUUUACUCAGUGUACCUGUUUAUUCCAGUGUACAGAUUCACCUCCGCUCCUGACAGUGCUGAAUGGUUCCUGGAUGAAAGUUUGUUUGUUUGUUUGUUUGUUUGUUUGUUUGUUUGUUUGUUUGUUUGUUUGUUCCUUCUCGCUUUAGGGGAGGAGGAGAGGAAGAGAAGCAUAUACAGUAUACUACAUGUGCUUUUGUGUCCUACCACUGGAAAAGCCCGUCUGUGCCGCUGUGUUGUUCCUCUCAAUAGGCUCAGCUAAUCCUCUGAAUUAUUUUCUCCCAGCACAGCAGCCACAUGAUUACCUAAUAUCUAUGUUGAAUGAUGUAAACAAUAAAGAUUCAAAGGAACACAA